Molecule: messenger RNA, 6300 nt
Organism: Aquila chrysaetos chrysaetos
Lineage: Eukaryota; Metazoa; Chordata; Aves; Accipitriformes; Accipitridae
Gene: ASXL1
Product: ASXL transcriptional regulator 1
Exons: 13
Coding region: 3905-6103 (732 amino acids)
Biological process (GO): positive regulation of transcription by RNA polymerase II; animal organ morphogenesis
Cellular component (GO): PR-DUB complex
Molecular function (GO): peroxisome proliferator activated receptor binding; chromatin binding
Source: RefSeq, a predicted model, not a curated record
CCCCGCCGCCCCGCGCGGGAGGAGGAUGAAGGAGAUGAAGCAGCGGAGGAAGAAGGAGCGCACGUGGGCCGAGGCCGCCCGCCUGAUGGCUUAAGGCUGAGCGGGAAGAACCGGAGCCUCCGGGGAGAGGCCUGGCCUGAAGUCCAGGCAGUGCCGCUGUCAAAAGUUUCUGGUUUAAUUACCAAGGCCGCAGGUUUUCUCCAUGCACCAGACCUGCCCAAAACGCGGGCAGGGUGAGCGGCAUGCCGGUGCCCCGGGGUUAGACCCUCGCCACGCUCGGACGUUAUUUUGUCACUUUUGGUUUUAGGAGACGUGGCCGCGGGUAUGGCUUAGUCUUUUUGUCUUUGAGAAUCUGCUUGUUGAAAGCUUAAACUUCCAGACGCAGGUCUGCUUUGAUGGUGUUUGUGUAGGUCUGUUGGAACACUGCUGCCAUUUGGCCAUCGCAGUGGGAGAAGGAUAAAUUCCCUCCAUGAAGUGUUUAAAGCCCUAUCUGUCUUGAGCCCCAUUUAUAACCUAGGAAAUACAAAAAGAAAAGUAACUUCGGUGUCUUUCAGGUAGCGAGCGUGAACUAGUCAGAAGCUUUAUUUAAGGGGCGCACUUGGAGGUGUUGAGGCUUGUUGCUCGGCACGGAGCGCCGAUGGUCACCGCUGUCUGCUUCUGUGGCUGGCUGGAAGGAGUCUGCUCUCUUUGGCCUCUGCCUGGGAGCUGCUGUCUCUCGGUGACACGGUGACGCAGAUCUGUGCAGGUACAGGAGUGCCAGUACAUGGAGCGAGGGAUGAUCUGACCGCCCGCAGCCAGCGUGAACGGAUCUCUGCGGUUUCCUCCCCGUAGCCCUGUCAGUGGUCCUCGACUUGUGAGGAUGUGGGUCUACUUGCUGUGUGGUGUAUGGACUUCUGUAGAAAUGGAUUUACAGGGCUUGAGGGGGUUUUGUUUCCUUGCUUUUUCUUUUGUGUGUGUGUGUGUUUAUUUUGUUUUUUGCUUGGCACGGUUAUGCGUUGGAGCACAUAAACAUUCAGAAAGAACAGUGUGGGUCAGUCCAGCUGAGACUCGUGCCUGGUAAUGAGGAUGUUCGGGAUAGGUCUUGGUGCUCCUUCUGAGUAAGAUUUGUUUGGCUAUCAGAAUGUUUUCUUACUGCUUGCCAGGAGGAAACCUAAUCAGACAAGCAUCUCUCUUCCAGCAACUUGCAUAAUCUUUUGUGUGUAAAUUAUAAUAUUUUAGACCCACAUGACUUUUCUUGAAAAACUGGAGAAGGGCAUAAGCCAGCCACUGUAGAACUUCACUGGAGGAGUCUGGUGGUCUAGUACCUCAUCGUGCAUUUCUCUUUGAGAUCCUGAUUCUGUGAGCCAAGUGUGUCACUGCAGGUGGCAGGGAUGCUUUCCUGGUAGGUGACCUCGGGGGCAGAGGCAUUGCUAGGUCACCUUGCACAAAGUCACCUCGUUCAAAUGUCCUGAGCUCUAACAGGUGAAAAAAAAUCAGUAUUUAUAGGCUGCUCAAAGCAGCACAUGAGACAGUGACUCUAAAGCAGUCUCCUAAUACACCUCCUCACCCUCACAUGAUGGGAAAGGGAUCUCUUCACGCAGUUCCUCUCAUUUGGCCAGAACCUCAGGCACAGGCACAGUGGGUGCAUGAGGUGUCUAAGCCUCAACAGCAUCUUAGAGCCAUUGAUGAACCAGAAAUAGAACGAUCUCAUACUAGAUUAUCCACUUAGAGAGACCCGCAGUUGCGUAGCUGCACUUCCAGCUUGCAGGACUGAUUGUAAAUCCACUAAAAAUAGAUCUUUAUUUAACACUAGUCUUACACAUGCUCCCUGUCAAAAUGCUUUAAAUUUUCCUUUCUGACGUGUGCUGUUGUAUUUUGUAUUCCUCUCGAUGUUUCUGAGAAUCAUAGGCAAAAGUGCUUUUCAGUGUUGCUGCUCCUACAGAGCUAAUACUAUGCAUGUUCCAUGAAAUAAGCCUUCAAAGAUUGAUUUGAACACCCAGAGCCAUAGGACUAUUCAACAAGUGCUAUCGGAGCUAGACGUCUAGUAAAUUAAUUGGGGGAGUGAUGUAAACUUCCAUAAUUAGGGGCAUAGGGACCCUUGACUAUCAGUAUUAUAAAUAGGGGGGGGGGGGGGAGUAAAUCUUUUUUGGGGGUAAAGAAUAGCUAACGUUGUUUAAGUUGUAGCUCCUGAUACAAGAUUGACGUUGACACAGGCAGUGUCAGGUUGGAGAGGGAUGGAGGGCCAGUGCUGGAGACUGAGCUUUGGUGGCUGAAGCUGCAACGUCUUCUCUCCCCCAGUUCUUCCAUUAAGCAGUCUGUACACUUAAUAUAGCUGUUGAUUGGAAAUUGUUCCCCUGAGCGUAGAUUCUUUUAUCUUUAUGUAAAUGCUCGUUCAUGCUCCGUUUUAGGCUGUGUAUUUUGCUUGCUGUGUCUGUCACUUGAGAGAGGUUUUAUAAGCUGUGAAGAAUUUCCUUAUUUUUCAGAACAGGCAUGUUCCAUCUUGUGGAUCUUGCACUCAACUUGGGAGUGAUGUGUUUCCCCUUGUCAGCUGUCUGCUCCGUUUGAAUGACAGGGGGUGACAGUUCAUGAGGAAGGCAUGGAAACAUCAUAACCUAUGGAGGUUUUUUGGUUAGUGGAAGAAAAAGUGCGAUGGAGCUGGAAUUAAAAUUGUUUACUUUCUCUGAAUAUGGCUUAUCACUUUCUUUGAUCUUUUCUUUAAAUUCUUUGUGUUUUAUCUCAGGUUACGUACUUCUCAAAUUUCUGUCCCCUACCAGGUUAGCACCACCGAUGCUUGCGAUCUUCAAGCAUCUGAAAAAUACACAUUUGGUGGAUAUGAUUUAAGAAAUUCCUUUUAUCACAAAACAUAGUUGAAGUGCAGAACUACAGUGACGUGGGUUGGGUUUUUUCUUUACUUGUGGAGGCCAGAGAUGGUACAGAGAUGCAAAUGGUGUCCUACAGAACACUUUUUUUUGCAAAUGUCCUGUUCAUGCGACUUUAGAAGGCAGUCAGCAGGCUCUGUGCCUUGCCACAGUGCUGUAGUGACUCAGUUCUAGAUGUUGCUGAUAUAAAUGGGACAUUUGGGUUCCUCCACUGGCUUCUCACACAAGUCAAACUGAAAGACAGUUUGCUGUUGCUGACUAUUCUAAUGCAUGGUGACAAAUGAAAUCAGGAUUGUGCAUCAUUGUGGCCAUUACGUUAGGGGAAUUUAGACCACGGUUACGUUCAAAAAGUUCCCGAGUGAAUACCCCUUGCUGCUUUUCUUGGACGUUUCAGGCCGUGUUGAGUGCCUAUAUCGCAGUCUUUUUGCUGGAUCAGACCCAGAAGUCUGUUGAGUUCAGCGUCUUUUGCAUUCAGAGAGCAGUGCUGUCCGCUUCAAUGGAAAGCGCAGGAGGCAGCGCAUGUUGGGCAGCUGUAGGGUAAUCUGCUCCCAAAGAAACAUCGUGGUUUACAUCUACUGCGGCUUAUUUUUGUUCAUUGUUUCCUGUUUAUGUGGGUAAUCUUCUUAUCCACAGAAAUGUCUGGUCCUCUUCUUGAACCCAUGAGUUCUUGCUUCUAGACAUUUUGGAGCAGUAAGUUCCAUGGGCUUUAAAAAAAAAAUGUAAUAGCCUCUUUAGUUCUUUGCAUAUAAGUGGCAAUUCUAUUCUUCAUAUAAUAUAUGAAAGGAGGAGUUGUUAUUUAUUGUAUUGCCUUUUUAAUAUCUGAUUUUACUUGUUUUCUUUCAAAGGCAAGCACUCCAAAUCUUUUUAGUGUCUCUAGCCGUAAUUUUUUUCCACAUCCUUUACUGUUAUUGUUGUCCUUUUCCGAAUUCUGUCCUUCUCUGACAAGAAUUCUGACUCUUACCUGUGGUACCCUUCUUGAGAUGGAGCGAAGAUGAAAUGAAUCCAGUAAUCCAAGGAAGGUGCUGGAAAAUUACUCUGAUGCUCCUAUGACCCCAAAACAGAUUCUGCAGGUCAUAGAGGCUGAAGGACUAAAGGAAAUGAGUGGCACUUCUCCCCUAGCCUGCCUCAAUGCCAUGCUCCAUUCCAAUUCAAGGGGAGGUGAUGGACUCUUUUACAAACUGCCUGGACGCAUCAGCCUUUUCACGCUCAAGAAGGAUGCCUUGCAGUGGUCUCGGACUCUGUCUGUGCCAGAAGGGGAGGAGCUGGAGGAUACGGCAGAUGCAGAAAGUUGCGAAUCCAAUGAAGCAAGCACUGUGAGUGGUGAUAAUGAUGUGUCUCUUGAUGAAACCUCCUCUAAUGCCUCAUGUUCCACUGAAUCUCAGAGCAAGGGACCUGCUGCUACCAGGGAGAGCUACAGAACCGCCUCCCAGACAUCCAAACAAAAGAAAAAGACUGGUGUAAUGCUGCCACGUGUUGUCUUAACACCACUGAAAGUAAAUGGGGCACACAUGGAGUCUGCCUCCGGCUUCACAGGAAGGCAUGCUGAUGGGGAGAGCAGUAGCACAUCCAGCAGCAGCAGCAGCUCUUUGGCCCUGUGCAAAGCCACCUUGCGUAGUAGAACAGAAAUAAACAGGGAUCCUCCACAGCUUUUGAGAGGCAUCCGAAAGCCCACAGCUGGGCAAAUGAAACGAAACAGGGGUGAGGAUAUUGACUUUGAAACGCCUGGUUCCAUUCUUGUCAAUACAAACCUGCGAGCUCUGAUAAACUCCAGAACCUUUAAUGCGCUCCCAUCGCACUUCCAGCAGCAGCUUCUUUACCUCCUUCCAGAAGUUGAUAGACAGGUUGGGGCUGAUGGGCUGAUGCGUCUCAGUGGCAGUGCUCUGAAUAAUGAAUUCUUCACCCACGCUGCACAGAGCUGGAGAGAACGACUAGCUGAUGGUGAAUUCACUCAUGAGAUGCAAGUUCGAAUUCGGCAGGAGAUGGAAAAGGAAAAGAGAGUGGAGCAAUGGAAAGAGAAGUUCUUUGAGGACUACUAUGGACAAAAGUUGGGCUUGACCCAAGAAGAAUCCCAGGAGCAGAAUUUGGUGCAAGAAGAUGCUGAGAACAGGACAGGACUGUCUGUUAAAGGAGAAGCAAGACUGCCACGUGGUCCUUCUACACGGCAGAGAGAUGGGCACUUCAAAAAACGCUCCCGGGCUGACCUGCGAUGCAGAGCCAGGAGGAGCCUGUACAAAUUGCGUGAACCUGAGCAAACGGAGGCUUCCAAAGAGACCGCUUCUGUGGGACCAGAUUCCUCUCUUCAUAAAGAGACAAAGCCUGAGAAAGACCUGAAGAAAGAUGAUCUGACGAGCCCUUCGGCUGCAGUACUGAAGCCAGAGAGUUCAGAAUUGCACCUCUCUCCAGAGACUUCCAAAUUACACAGCAAAUCAGAAGAUCUGUCAUUGGCAGCUGCAAACAGAAUUCCCAGUUUGCCCCAGGAGAACUCUGCUCGGGAUUCCAAGGACCAGAAGAGGAAAUGCUUUGAGGAGGCUGCCUCUGCGUCCUUCCCCGAAAAGAAGCCCCGGCUUGAAGAUCGUCAGUCCUUUCGUAACACAAUUGAAAGUGUUCACCCAGAAAAGCCACAGCCUACUAAAGAGGAGCCAAAAGUCCCACCCAUCCGGAUUCAACUUUCACGUAUUAAACCACCCUGGGUGGUUAAAGGUCAGCCCGCUUACCAGAUAUGCCCCAGGAUCAUCCCCAACACGGAGCCCUCCAGCCGGGGCAGGACUGGGGCCAGAACACUCGCAGACAUUAAAGCCCGUGCUUUGCAAGCCCGAGCCCAGCGAGAAGCUGCUACAGCCGCCAUUGGAGGUGGGGGUGGCCCAGGUGGAGGGAGAAGUACUGAUGAAGGAGGUGGUGGAGGAGAAUCCAGCAGCCAUACAGAGCACCGGAGAUCAAAGAGAGCUCAUGGAAAGCGUUCGUCAGAUCUACAACGAACACAAUUACUGUCGUCUCUCCAUGUGAAUGGAGAAAAGGCUAACUCUGAGGUGGCUGCUCAGGAGGCCAACACAAAUUCCUUCCUCUCUUCAAGACAAGACCCCUUUUCUUCAAAGAGUGAGGGAAGUGGUGAUCUGGAACGCGCUGCAGGCACUAGCUCAGGGGAAGCUCAACCUGGUGAUGGUUCACCUAGAAGGCAGUUCUGUGAUGCUUUGACUGGGUCAUCCUUAAACAAUGCAACUUCUGAGAGGCAGGAGGAGAGCCCCUGAGCAGCUCCUCUGCGACCCAAGGACCAAAACCCCGUCUUGUGUUGCAUCACAGGAGAGGCAAAGUACAAAGCUGAAAUGCAUGAUUCCUCCAGUGAACGGUCUGUCUUGUUCUCGGGUGCAGGGAGCUGUGAUCAGUCCUACAGGAAAGAGGGUUGUGUCAGAAUUCAAAGAUGUUAGUGCUCCCACCGUACAGUUGG